GUGGGAGACGCACCUGGCUUAGGGGUGAGAGGCCCUGAACACUGUCGCCAAGGGACUUCAUGGAGUCUGAGGCAUGCUGUUCCUCAGGACUUGACACUACUAUAGCCUGUUCAGAAUCAGAACCUGUAUCAUCAAUGAAGAAAAAUGCCCAUGUUCUCGUGGGAGUCACUGGGAGUGUGGCUGCCUUAAAGCUGCCUCUUCUGGUUGCUGGCCUUUUAGAGAUUCCAGGGUUGGAAGUGGCGGUGGUGACUACUGAGAGAGCAAAACAUUUCUACAAUCCUGGUGAUGUUCCUGUCACCCUCUAUAGUGACACUGAUGAAUGGGAGAUGUGGAAGGGCCGCUCUGACCCCGUCCUGCACAUUGACCUUCGGAGAUGGGCAGACCUCAUGGUGGUUGCUCCUCUCGAUGCUAACACGCUGGGAAAGGUGGCCAGUGGCAUCUGUGACAACUUGCUGACCUGUGUCAUCCGGGCCUGGGACCGAGCAAAGCCCCUUCUCUUCUGCCCGGCCAUGAACACUGCCAUGUGGGAGCAUCCUGUCACAGCCCAUAAUGUGGAGCAGCUAAAGGGCUUUGGUUAUACUGAAGUCCCCUGUGUGGCCAAGAAACUCGCAUGUGGAGAUGAAGGUUUGGGGGCCAUGGCCGAAGUAUGGACAAUUUUGGGGAAAGUGAAAGAAAUCCUUUUGGAGCGGGACUUGCUACUUCAGAGUUGAGCCAAGAAACGGCUCAUACACCAGUCUGUGCUCAGCCAGUUUUCCAGGAAGAAGAAACAGUAACACUGACAAGACUUCUGCUGUGAGCAGUCCAGUCCUAGGUGGAGUCUGGGCUCAUCUCAGCCUCUAGUCAGAAAGUGGCCAGGAUGAACUGGGGUUUCUCAGGCUUAGGUCUGACCCGGGGCCAGUCUCGAACAUCACUUGCCCGGGAUUGGUACCUCUUCCCAGGAGCAAACUGGCUACCAGAGCAGGGAUCCAGUGCCAUUUGGAUUUCUUUUUUGACUCCUAUGGGGGUGCAAAUGGCAAUCCUUUCCAGCCACCUUGCUCUAGCACUGCCUUUGGGUAAGACAGUCAGGUGGUCUGAUCGUCUUUUGGAUUGUUUUCCUUGAAUGUGGGAAAGCUCUUGUUCAUCACAGUGUCUCAUCUGCAUUGGAGGGUUGAGAAAUUGAGAUAAAAGAAUUAUGUGCAUCAUAAA
Molecule: messenger RNA, 1185 nt
Organism: Gracilinanus agilis (Agile Gracile Mouse Opossum)
Lineage: Eukaryota; Metazoa; Chordata; Mammalia; Didelphimorphia; Didelphidae
Gene: PPCDC
Product: phosphopantothenoylcysteine decarboxylase
Exons: 6
Coding region: 60-710 (216 amino acids)
Biological process (GO): coenzyme A biosynthetic process
Cellular component (GO): phosphopantothenoylcysteine decarboxylase complex
Molecular function (GO): FMN binding; phosphopantothenoylcysteine decarboxylase activity
Source: RefSeq, a predicted model, not a curated record